Ilyonectria robusta is the source of this 3927-nucleotide messenger RNA. RefSeq names its product P-loop containing nucleoside triphosphate hydrolase protein. Bases 1 to 3927 code for a protein of 1308 amino acids. NCBI's taxonomy places the organism in Eukaryota, Fungi, Ascomycota, Sordariomycetes, Hypocreales, Nectriaceae. The record is from RefSeq and is a predicted model, not a curated record. Gene Ontology annotation, cellular component: membrane. The transcript is spliced from 2 exons. Gene Ontology annotation, molecular function: ATP hydrolysis activity; ABC-type transporter activity; ATP binding.
AUGGAAGACCGGCGCGUAUCCCUCUCCGGCGCUGGCCACCUUUCUCUCGACGAUGUCCAAGCUGUCGAGGUGCAGAUCCGGGGCGUCGCAGUCUCAGUCAACACUGCGCCGUCGUGGUUGGAGCCAUCCACCUACCCACAACUGUUCGCCUCCAAAUUUAACACGGCGCCCGAAAUGAAGAAGCUGCUUCACUCAGUUAAUGCCAAUAUUCAGCCCGGGACAUUGACAGCGAUUAUCGGCGGGAGUGGUUCGGGCAAGACAACACUGCUCAAUACUAUGGCGGAGAGGGUGACUAGUCCGAGACUAAAACAACAGGGCGUCACAACCUUCAAUGGCAUGGUCGGAGUCCACAGCGUCAGCCACGCCUACGUGAUGCAGCAGGACAUCUUGCUUCCGACACUCACAGUUAGGGAGACGCUUCAAUAUGCCGCCGACUUGAGACUCCCCGCUUCGAUUCCGACCGAGCAACGAAUGAUUGUCGUCGAGGAAGUCAUCCGUGAACUCGGUCUCAAAGAAUGCGCAAACACCCGCAUAGGUAGUUCACAACACCACGGCUGUUCCGGCGGAGAAAAGAGACGGACCAGUAUCGGCGUUCAGAUGCUUUCCAACCCAUCGGUGCUCUUCCUCGACGAACCAACGACAGGUCUCGAUGCGACCAGCGCAUACCAGCUCGUCAAGACAUUGAAGAAGCUAGCACAAAAAGGCAGGACCGUCAUCACAACAAUCCACCAACCGCGAUCGGAAAUCUGGGACCUCUUCGACAACCUCAUCGUCCUGACCAAGGGAAGCCCCGUCUACUCCGGAUCGGUCAAAGACUGCGUUCCUUGGUUUGACGGCUUGGACUUUAAGCUGCCGCCUUUCGUCAACCCGGCCGAGUUCGUCAUUGACAUCGCCGCCGUCGACAACCGGACCGCAGAGCUGGAGCAGGAGAGUACCGACAGGGUAGAAGGACUGAAGAGCGCAUGGAGCGCGGAAAGCGAGAGGCUUUUUGGCUCUGUGCCUGAAAAUAACGAGAAUAGCGACCGGAAGCGUGGAAAACAAGCACAGCAGCAUGCCGGCUUCACUCGGCAACUUCUCGUCCUCACAGACCGCACCUUUAAAGUCACAUACCGGGAUCCACUCGGCAUGGCAUCUUCCAUCAUGGAGGCCAUCUUGAUGGGCCUAGUCAAUGGCUAUCUCUUCUAUGAUCUCGGUCGAGAUCAAGCCGGUAUCCGGUCGCGUCAGGGUGGUCUAUACACCGCGACUGGACUACAAGGGUAUUUGAUUCUCAUCUUUGAGGUCUAUAGAAUGACCAUCGACAUCCAGAUCUACGAUCGGGAAUCUUCCGAAAAUUGCGUCGGUGCCAUUCCCUUCAUCCUCUCCCGAAGAAUUGCUCGGGUAGCGACCGAGGACCUCCCUGUCCCUUUCCUAUUCUCCGUCAUCCUCUACUUCAUGGCCGGCUUUGACCGCGAGGUUGAAAAGUUCUUUAUUUUCUUUGCCAUCUCACUCCUAAACCACUACAUCGCGGUGACGUGCGCCAUGACCUGCGUAGCAGCGUCGAGGCACUUUCCCGGGGCGAGUCUGAUUGCGAACAUGGUCUUUACGAUACAAAGCAUGGCCUGCGGCAUGUUCAUUCAGAGCAAUACGCUGCCGGUGUACGUGCGCUGGAUAAAAUGGAUCACAUAUAGUUUCUAUGUUCUAGGAGCAUAUGCUGGCAAUGAAUUCGAGGGCAACUUCUACGACUGUCCUUAUCCAGGAGGAAGAGACAAUCCGGAAUGUGAACAGUACACUGGCGAGUACAUCAUGGACCUCUUCGGCUUCCCACCGAACUGGGUCACAAGGCCCAUCAUCGUCUGUCUCGCCUUUGUCGUUUUCUUCCUCGUACUCUCCGCGAUUGGGCUUCAUUUCUUCAAGGUCGAAAUGACCAUUGCGCGCGCUCGGGUAUCCGACACCGAUCUGUCUGCCGGCAAGGAGAAGAUGGAGGCGCGAUCCAUUGCCGACGUCCGCGCCAUCGAUGUGGGACUCGACAACUUUGCAUUAAAUCUAGACAAGACAUCUGCGCUGGGGAAGAAAAUCCCGACAAAAACUAUCCUCAACCCGAUCAAUGCGACAUUCCAAGCAGGCGUUCUGAACGUCAUCAUGGGACCUUCGGGGAGUGGAAAGACGUCUUUGCUCAAUUCCAUGGCUCUUCGACUCCGGAACUCAAUAGGAACGAGAUAUCAUCCGUCGGGGAAGCUUACUUUCAACGGCGCCGUACCCUCCGACUCGGUCAUUCGGUCCGUCUGCUCUUACGUGUGCCAGGACGAUGACGCCCUGCUCCCCUCCCUUACUGUCCGCGAGACCCUGCGAUUUGCUGCUGGGCUCCGUCUUCCUUCCUUCAUGGGCAAAGACGAGAAGAACCGCCGUGCGGAGGAGGUGCUGCUUAAGAUGGGUCUGAAGGACUGCGCCGACAACCUCAUCGGCAACGACAUGAUCAAGGGUAUUUCUGGUGGAGAGAAGCGGCGUGUGUCUAUCGCCGUUCAGGUUCUUACGGACCCCCGGAUCUUGUUGCUUGACGAGCCUACAUCAGGACUAGACGCCUUUACCGCAAACUCCAUCAUGGAAGUCCUCCAGGGACUUGCCAACGAGGGCCGAACACUCAUUCUCACCAUCCAUCAAGCGCGAUCGGACCUCUUUGAGGAAUUCGGCAACGUGCUACUACUAGCCCGCGGAGGGUCUCAAGUGUAUUCAGGUGCUGGCAGAGAUAUGCUGGAGUACCUCGGGAGCCAUGGCUAUGAAUGCCCACACCACACGAACCCGGCCGACUUUGCGCUGGAUAUGAUCACCAUCGACCUACAGCGCGAUGACAGGGAGGCAGAGUCCCGUGGACGAGUACAAAAGCUCAUCGAGAGCUGGAAAACUGGAACCCGUCCAGUGGUAAAAACGGAAGCAGAAAAGAUGGACGAGAAGGAUACAGAAGUCGAAAAGGCGACUGAAGGCAUCCUGCUUCCACCCGUGGCCAAACCCCCACGGAGGUCAUUUAACAAAGCCAACCUUUCAACACCCGCCGAGCUUGGAGCUCUCGUACGCAAGAGAGCAUCUUUGGCAACUUCCCUCCCACUGCUCCUCCACCGCGCCAUCAUCAACACCCGGCGCCAACCCGAGCUCAUUCUCGCCCGCCUCAUGCAAGUCAUUGGCCUAGCCCUCAUCCUAGCCCUGUUUUUCGCGCCCCUCGACAACGACUACUACUCAGUGCAAAACCGCAUGGGCUUUAUCCAGGAGAUUGGAGCCUUUUAUUUCGUCGGGAUGUUGCAGAAUGUUGCCAUCUACCCGAAUGAGCGCGACGUCUUUUACCGCGAAGACGAUGACGGCGUGUACGGUGUGGAGGCAUUUCUGGCAUCGUACACGAUUCUCGAGGUGCCGUUUGAGAUUAUCAGCUGCCUGGUGUUUGGUGUCCUCGGUGACAUUGCCAUCGGAAUGCCGAGGACCGUGACGAUGUAUUUUGUCACCGUCUUUGCAUGCUUUGGCAUUGUGUCGUGCGGCGAGAGCUUGGGCAUAAUAUUCAACACCCUAUUCGACCACGCCGGCUUCGCCAUUCAGAUCAUGGGCAUCUUCCUCUCAGUGGCGAACACCAUGGUCGGGAUCCUGUCCAUUGACAUGCCACCCCUGUACACUUCGCUCAACUAUCUCUCGCCAAUCAGAUAUGCAGCUCGCGCCGUUGCGCCGUACUCUCUACGCGGUGUGGAAUUCACCUGCACCGACAACCAGAGGUUGAGUAACGGGAACUGCCCGAUCCAAACGGGGCAGGAUGUGUUGGAGUUGUACAAUCUGGAUGAGGACCCGGCGAUCAAUGUCGCCAUCUUGGCGGUGUGCGUGGUAGUGUACAGACUCUUGGCGUGGGGAGUGGUGAGGAUGAUGAGAACACAUUGGAAGGGGAAAAAGAAAACGAAGGAGGCAAAGCAUAGUUGA